AUGAAUUCAAAAUUUAAACUGAAAGCCACCGAAUUGGGAGCCUUUGCCGCAAAAGCCGCGAUACAAAGUCUCAACAAGACCGUUCCCAUUGACUCGGUGAUAUUCGGGAAUGUAUGCCAGACCGAUACUACAUGUGCAUAUUUAGCUCGUCAUGUUGGUCUCAGAGCAGGCCUGCCAAUAGAAACCCCGGCCUUAACUAUAAACAGACUGUGUGGUUCUGGUUUUCAAGCUGUUAUUAGUGCCGUCCAAGAAAUUCGCACCGGAGAUUCGAAUAUCGUUUUAACUGGUGGUACAGAAAAUAUGAGUCAAUCAGGCUAUAAUCUGUCGGCUAGCAUUAGGUGGGGGACUAGAUACGGUAGCGAUCUGAAACUCGAGGACUCUCUUGCUGCCACGUUGAUAGAUCAAUACCCGACCAAAACUCCCAUGGGAGUUACGGCCGAAAACCUGGCUAAAAAAUAUAAUAUUACACGCGAGGCAGCCGAUGAAUAUGCAUUGACAAGUCAAAAACGUUGGGAUGCCGCUAAUUCUGCUGGCCGUUUUCACGAUGAAAUAACGCCUGUUGAAAUCAAGAUAAAGAAUGGAACAGUGUCAUUUAAUAAGGAUGAGCAUGCUCGACCUCAAACAACGGCCGAACAAUUAGCCAAAUUACCAACGGUGUUCAAAAAAGAUGAUGGCGUUGUGACGGCGGGUAAUGCUUCCGGUAUAAGCGACGGUGCAGGUGCAAUAAUUGUGGCCAGUUCACAUGCGGUGGAAAGUCAUGGGUUAAAGCCCCUUGCGCGUAUAGUUAGCUAUCAUGUUUCCGGGGUUGAACCUACGAUCAUGGGGAUUGGUCCUGUACCUGCCAUCAAGGGUGCUUUGCAAAAGGCUAAAUUGAAUCUUUCAGACAUUGGUUUAAUUGAAGUGAACGAAGCAUUUGCACCUCAGUAUCUUGCUGUAGAAAAAGAAUUGGGAUUGAAUCGCGAAAUAACCAACACGAAUGGCGCUAUUGCUCUUGGACAUCCUCUCGCCGCAUCUGGUUCACGCAUUCUAGGCCAUUUGACAUACGAACUUCGAAGAACCAAUAUACAAUAUGCAAUUGGUUCUGCUUGCAUUGGUGGUGGUCAAGGGAUUGCCAUAAUUAUUGAAAGGGAUCAGGCCGAUUUAGAAAAGCACCUAUGUCAUCGGGAUCGUGCCAAGAUGGUCCCCUCAUUAUUCCUUGAGCAUUCAAUAAACUCGAACCUCUUGACACAAGUGUUGGCCGCUUGGCAUGAAACACGACUAAUAAUGAUUAGACCGAUGAACAUUCUUAUUGAAAUUACCAAUCUGGAAUAUAUGACAUGUGUUCUUCGGGAAACCAUUCAGAGUCUAAAUUUGGGGAAAUCGAAAGAAAAAGAUGCUAGCAACAACUCUCCAACAGGACUCCAGCUCAAAAACGCGAUUUUACGAUUGGCUGUUAGUGGCAUUCCGCUUCCAAACGAAGUGUUCCAUAGAACUAUUGAACCACCUGCCGAUCCACUUGCCAAAUAA
Molecule: messenger RNA, 1506 nt
Organism: Acaulospora colombiana
Lineage: Eukaryota; Fungi; Glomeromycota; Glomeromycetes; Diversisporales; Acaulosporaceae
Source: the annotation of a GenBank genome assembly